Messenger RNA from Chelmon rostratus (copperband butterflyfish), 3277 nucleotides. Its product is annotated as LIM domain-binding protein 3-like. Gene Ontology annotation, cellular component: Z disc; stress fiber; adherens junction. Lineage: Eukaryota; Metazoa; Chordata; Actinopteri; Chaetodontiformes; Chaetodontidae. The record is from RefSeq and is a predicted model, not a curated record. Gene Ontology annotation, molecular function: actin binding; muscle alpha-actinin binding. The transcript is spliced from 15 exons. Bases 234 to 2147 code for a protein of 637 amino acids. Gene Ontology annotation, biological process: heart development; muscle structure development; actin cytoskeleton organization.
CGGAGCUGCAGGGGGAGAAAGCGGCGGCAGGGUGUAACCUGGGUUCCCUGCACGGAACGGCCCCGCUGGGCGGAGCAGAGUCCGGGAGCAGCAGGAGCAGGUGGGCGGUGUCUGUCUGCAGAUCACCUGAGAUACAAGAGGCCCUCCCUCCCAUCCCUCCAGCAGCUGUGGGGUUUUAAAAAAGUUUGGUGAAAUCGCCGCCGUCCGUUUCCGAGGAUCUUUUGGUUGGAAGAAUGAGCGCCUACACCGUGUCGCUGCCCGGCCCCGGCCCCUGGGGCUUCAGGCUGCAGGGGGGGAAGGACUUCAACAUGCCGCUGACCAUCUCCAGGAUCACUCCGGGCAGCAAGGCAGCGCAGGGUAACCUGGUCCAGGGUGACAUCAUCGUCGCCAUCGAUGGCGUCAGCACAGAGGGGAUGACUCACCUGGAGGCCCAGAACAAGAUCAAGAUGGCCAACUACAACCUGGCGCUCACCAUGUCCAAGUCGAAGCGUCCCGCUAUGAUGCCCACGCCGAGAAUCGACGCCGCCGCUAUUCCCCUGAUCCCUCACCAACAGCCUCAGUCGGUGCAGGUCAACGGCCGCCUGUCGGCCUGCAGCGCCUCCUCCGGGCCUGUAGAGGCAGACUCUCCCGGGGGGAGAGCGGCGGUCAGCCCGGCUCAGAGGAAGCAGUAUAACUCGCCGAUCGGCCUGUACUCAGAGGAGACUCUGAGGGAGAUGGCAGCCAUUCAGGCGGGUCGGCCUGCGGGUCCUCUCCCAGCUAAAGAUCGUCUCGUAGACAGCGCCUCCCCGGUCUACCAGGCCGUCCAGAGUGCAGAGAAGGUCCAGGACCUGUGUGAACGGGGCCGCCGCAGCGUCAACAUGCAGUCCAAGUCCUUCCGGGUCCUGGCCCACAUGACCGGAACCGAGUCCUUACCGGGGGAGGAGGAGGAGGAGGAGGAGGAGGCGCUGAGGAGGAGCAGCCCCACUGAGCAUGCUCCAGCUUCUGCCGGCUCCGCCCCCGCCGCUCUGCCUGCUAGCGCCACCGUGCGGCCUCUGGACCCCGCCCCUGCUUCAUCUGACCCCGCCCCUCACAGUCAGUACAGUCAGCCUCCUGCCAUGCAUCAGGCUCCACAAGCCCCGCCUCCACAGCAGUACCAGCCAAUCCCGCAGCAGUACCAGCAGCCCCCCACGCAACAGUUCCCGCCCAUGCAGCAGAGCUCCAUUCAGAUCCCUCUGGGCUCCGCCCCUCCAAAGGUGGUCAGCACCGCCUGUAUCUACCCCAGCCAGCCAGGUCCCGCUCCUGCUCCAGCUCCUGCUCCAAUCCCACCCCAGCCCCGCCCUCCUGCCGCUGCCCCGGCCCCGGCUGGUCCCGCCUCCUCUAACAGACCCCCCUGGGUGUCCGACUCCAACUUCGCCGAUAAGUUUGACCCCGGUAAGAUGACCACCACCGUGAAGGUGCAGCCACUGCCUCAGGCCGCCCCUCCUCCACCAGCAUACAUCCCCAACCCCUCCCCCGCCGCACCUCCAGCUCCCAGCCCCGCACCCAUCCCCCAGAGCCCCGCCCCUUUCUCUCCUGUGGCGAGGGGCGUGGCCCAAAGAGCAGAGAGGUUCGCCGCCAGCAGCCGUACGCCUCUGUGUGGGUCCUGCAACAGCGUCAUCAGGGGCCCCUUCCUGGUGGCCCUCGGCCGGUCCUGGCACCCCGAGGAGUUUAACUGUCACUACUGCCACAUGUCUCUGGCUGACGUCAGCUUCGUGGAGGAGCAGAACAACGUCUACUGCGAGAACUGCUACGAGGAGUUCUUCGCUCCGACCUGCGCCCGCUGCAACACCAAGAUCAUGGGGGAAGUGAUGCACGCUCUGCGGCAGACGUGGCACACCACCUGCUUCGUGUGCGCCGCCUGUGGCAAAGCCUUUGGAAACAGCCUCUUCCACAUGGAGGACGGAGAGCCGUACUGCGAGAAAGAUUAUAUCUCGCUCUUCAGCACCAAGUGUCAUGGCUGUGACUUCCCCGUUGAAGCUGGUGAUAAGUUCAUCGAGGCUCUGGGUCACACCUGGCACGACACCUGCUUCGUCUGCGCGGUGUGCCACGUGAACCUUGAGGGCCAGCCUUUCUACUCAAAGAAAGACAAACCUCUGUGCAAGAAGCACGCUCACGCCAUCAACGUGUAGACCGACCAGCUGCAGCUCCGCGGCUCCGGCCGUCGCACGACGACCGAUGCAAGCCGCAGACGGCAUCUUUCACACAUGUGUGUAAACGCUCUUUAUGCAAAAUACACUUUGGUUUGAGACUUUUCUGUCUGUGCAUUAAUGUUAACGAUUAAAACGACGCCGCCUGAUGAUUCUGACUCGUAGCAGGAACUUCUGCUCGUGACGUUUUCUGUUGUCCAACCAGCGAACUCCAUCAUGUACUGAGGUGAAACAACUGGUGUGUGUUGGAUGUGAUCGCUGUGUCGUCCAGGUCGCACAUGGAGUUCGUACGGAGUCUGCAGAGCGCCACGGUGUUGAAUUCCAAUCAAUCAAUAAACUGAUUCGUGUAAUAAUCAUAGAUCAGAUAAAGACAUUAUUAAAUCAGUCAAAUCAAUAUCUAGAACUUGAUUGAUGUAAUUUAAAUUUUAAUUGCUCUUAUGAAUUGACAAACUGAUUGUAAUGAAACACUGAGUGCUGUCAGAAGGACUCCAGCGGCACCUGAAGCCUCCGUACCUGAAGUGCACAGCUGGUGUUUGUCUCCACAACAUUGUCCUCAUCAUGUCUUCUUCUUGUCUCUGUGCCUGUUUUAUUUUAUUUUUGACUUGUUGAGAUCUCUUGAAAGUUUUUUUCACUUUACUAAACUUAAAACUAUUUUAAUAAUGUUUGUUUCAGCUCCACAAUGUAAAAUAUUUCACCUGCAGCGUUCAGAGCAGCAGAGGGACGAGUGAAGCACCACUUUAUGUAAAAGACAGAAAAACUGUUUACUUCCUGUUUUGGUUUGGCGAGAACUUCAAACCCGUCUGUACUCGGGCAGAUGUGGUGGCGGUCUGGACUGAUGUGGUCUGAACAGCACAUGAAGCAGCUGAUCUGAACGGAGUCUGAUGUGUUUGAGUCAGUGAAUGCAACACGAAUGUUUCUGGAAACAUGAGCAGGUGACACUUUCACUGGCCUCAUUCCAGCAGGUGAACCUGGUGUUAAAGUUAAAGACAAGCCUCAGCGCACAGUGAUACCGUGUCAGUACUCCAUCACCACCACCUCCACCACAAAGAGACACGAAACCACCACAGAGACACGAAACCACCACACAGAGACACGAAACCACCACACAGAGA